GCUUAAUAGUAAUCAGGAUGAUAUGCAGAAUUGAACAAGUAAAUAUUAUUGUAACUAAAUGUUACUUAGCGUUUCUUUAAAAACUAUAAAUAAUCUAGCAGCGGCGUUUAAAUAAAUAGUAUAGUUUUGUCUUCCCAAUUAAAAUGUUGGUGUACUUAAUAUUGGCUAUUUUACUUUUCGUUUUCUACGUGAAAUGGCAGCAUACUUAUUGGAAGAGGCACGGAGUGUAUCAGUUUGAUACUGACUUCUUAUUUGGUGAUACCAAAAAUGAGAUGUUGGGUAAAUCAAGCAUUUUCCAAGCGGUCAGAGAUAAAUACAAUCAACUGAAAGCCCAAAACCUGAAAUAUGGAGGUGUCUACAUGCUGCUCAAGCCAGUUUUUGUGCCAGUAGACUUGGACUUAAUAAAAAGAAUCGUCGUCAAGGACUUUUCCUACUUUCAGGGUCACAUUGACAACGUUCAUCCUAAGGACAACCUUAGCAUGAACCUUUUUGGUCUAUACGGCGAUCCAUGGAAGAAGCUAAGAAUCAAGCUCACUCCAGCGUUUACUUCUGGUAAAAUGAAGUUGAUGUUUGAUACUUUAGUGGAAAAAACGAAAGGCUUGGAGGAAUUAGUGAGGAGUCACAUUAAAAAUAAUCAACCUCUUGACAUCAAAGAAGUGAUAGCUAGGUUCACUACGGAUAUAAUUGUCAGCUGUGCAUUUGGGCUCGAAAGUAACAGUUUGGAGGUAGCUGAAACCGAGUUCCGUAAAUAUGGAAGAAAAGUGUUCGAUUUGAAGGCUUGGAGGAUGGUUCUUCUUAAUAGUGUUCCGCGUUCACUGCUAACAUUAUGCUAUCAUUUAGGAUUUACCGCGUUUCCUAGAGACGUAAGCCAAUUUUUCAAUAAAACAGUUCAAGAUACCAUUCGCUACAGGGAGGACACAAAAUUGUACAGAAAGGAUUUCAUGCAAUUGCUGUUAGAAAUGAAGAACAAGGAAAACGGAGCAAUAAAUAAAAUUACAGACGAAGAGAUAAUUUCACAAUGUUUUGUAUUCUUUAUCGCAGGCUACGAGACAUCGGCAACCACCACAACUUUUGUUUUACUUGAAUUGUCUCAGAAUCAAGAUAUCCAGGAGAAACUAAGAGCGGAAAUCAGGGAAGUCUUGGAAAAACACGAAGGAGCGAUUACUUACGAUGCCAUCAUGGAAAUGACGUAUCUGGAAAUGGUUAUUAACGAAACUCUAAGAAAGUACCCUCCAGUACCAAUGAUCCCCAGAUUCUGCACGAAGGAUUAUCACGUUCCAGGCACAGACGUAACUAUUAAAAAAGGAACUCAGGUUCAUAUUCCAGUUUGGGGCCUUCAAACCGAUCCGGAAUAUUUUCCAAACCCGGAAAAAUUUAAUCCAGAGAAUUUCAGUGCGGAAAAUAAAUCCAAAAUUCCGGAAAUGGUCUUUAUACCUUUCGGAGAGGGACCCAGGAUGUGCAUCGGGUUGCGUUUUGGAAAGUUACAGAGCAAAGUUGCUCUGGUCAGUUUAUUGAGAAACUUUAAUUUUACUCUCAGUGAAAAAACUCAUACUCCUAUCGAGUUUGAGAAAGUGAGUUUUAUUUUAUCCGUUGAAGGGGAUGUAUGGUUGAAUGCAACGGAAAUUUAGGAGGAAAAUGUGUGAUAAUAUUAUAAUAAAUUUAUUUCUGGAUUGUAUAUUAUUAUACAGGGUGAGUCUUAAAUAAGUGCAAAUAUUUUCAGGGCUGGGUAGAUCUCGAUAAAAGAAACAUAUUUUUUCUUUGCCGUUUUUCAAAUAGGUCUAAAAUAACCCGGAUAUUUUACUUUAAAAAUAAAAAAAAAUGAUUUACUUUUUAAAAAUUUUGGGAGCCACCGAACUUUUUCUGCGUUUGCAUCUCUUUUAGUGUUUUCAAUUUUUUUUUUGCGAAAAAAUAUUUGCAGUUAUUUAAGACUCACCCGGUAUAUCUAAUGAAAAGCCUGAAAAUGUCCAUUUUAGUAAUUAAUAUUUAAUUGGUUAAAAUAGUGUGUAGUUAUUUUUAAGUAAAUUUUAUAAUGUACCUUUAAAUGAUAAGAAAUUGAGGUUAUUAUUAAUUAUUAAUAUUAAUAUUGAUGUGUAUGUUAUUAAAAAAAUACAAGGUGUCCAAAACGUGUGAGGUCGUGUGUUUUAAAAAAAGAUUAAAAAAUACAGGUUCGUAUUUGUAAAAAAAUGAUCUUUUUCGUACCUAUUGUGGUUUCCGAGUUUCCAAUUGUCACCCUCAUUUUUCGGACAGUCUGUACAUUAAGACAGACUUUAUGUGUGAGAUUUAUUUUGAAUAAAGAAUUAAAAAAAACAGUAUAGUUUAUGUACAAUAUGUUGAUAAAAAUUAA
Messenger RNA from Sitophilus oryzae (rice weevil), 2344 nucleotides. RefSeq names its product cytochrome P450 6k1-like. Lineage: Eukaryota; Metazoa; Arthropoda; Insecta; Coleoptera; Curculionidae. The coding region runs from base 144 to 1628 and encodes 494 amino acids. The transcript has a single exon. The record is from RefSeq and is a predicted model, not a curated record. Gene Ontology annotation, molecular function: oxidoreductase activity, acting on paired donors, with incorporation or reduction of molecular oxygen; monooxygenase activity; iron ion binding.